AUGGCCGAUGACCAACGGUCCCCACCAAAAAACAAUGAUGUCUUCAUUACAGACAUGAACAUUCGCAGAACAAAGAAUCAAUCCAUUGACAUUACUAACGACAACAUCUCAAAAUCUUCUAGAAGCUCCGUUGACUCUCAAAGACCGAUACCACCUCCAACACCACCACCACCAUCACCACCUGGAACAUAUAUUUUUCAACUCCCUAAAGAGCAGAUCUACCGUCUUCCUCCGCCGGAGAACGCUCGCCGUUACGAGGAUCUCUCUCGCCGGAAGCUUAACCGAUCAUCUUAUCGCCGGUGUUUCUGCUACUCCUUAGCUGCUCUACUCGUUCUCGUCACCCUCGCGGCGGUUCUUGUCGGGAUCUUCUUCCUCGUUUGCCGACCGCAUAAGCCGAUGUUCUCCGUGAGUGGAGUCUCCAUCGCCGGAGUCAACCUAACGUCGCUAAUAUCUCCGUCAAUCAAAAUUAACUUGCGUGCUGAGAACGUUAACAAGUUUCUCGGGUUAGUAUACGGCGGAGGAGGAAGCGCGGCGGUGAUUUUCUACGACGGAGUCAAACUAGGUGACGGCGAGUUAACGCCGUUUGUUCAGCCGGCGGAUAAGGUAACGGAGACGGAGACGACGUUAAGGGGGACGGUGAUCGAGUUAGCGAGCUCGACGCGGGAAGGUUUGAAGGAAGCUGAGGAGAAAGGAAACGUGGCGUUUGAUUUGAGGGUUAAAGCGCCGUUUAAGUUUAAGGUUAGGGCCGUGACCAUGUGGAAGAUGGUUGUUACUGUGGACUGUAAAGUAACAGUGGAUAAGCUGACGUUGGCAACAACUGUGAUAACGGAGAAUUGCGUUACAGAAGACAUAGUUAUUUGGUAA
Eruca vesicaria subsp. sativa (arugula) is the source of this 864-nucleotide messenger RNA. The record is from the annotation of a GenBank genome assembly. NCBI's taxonomy places the organism in Eukaryota, Viridiplantae, Streptophyta, Magnoliopsida, Brassicales, Brassicaceae.